AUGACUAGCCAAUCCCAACCCUUGAUAACAAAUAAUGCCAAAACGAUGAGCAGACUUAGUAAGACAAGUGAUGGUGUGAAAGGUUUCAAUAGCAUCUGUUUUCGUUGUAAUAAACCCGGGCACAUUGGUAAAUUUUGCCCAGUUUUCCCUGACAAGCCAACCACGACGAAUGGCAAAACUGAGACCUUCUUUGCAAAUACUCAAUACAGUGCGUUUGCUUGUCAAGAAGAUGAUUGUGGCCGAAAUGUAUGGCUUAAAGACGAUGGAGCUACAGCACACAUUACAAAUUCAGCCGAGUAUUUCAAGACGUACCGUCACUUUGACAAACAAGGUGAAAUCAUAGUCGGUAACAAACACAAUACCAGCAUAUGGCUGUGGGGACAUUGA
Messenger RNA from Stegodyphus dumicola, 387 nucleotides. RefSeq lists its product as uncharacterized. The record is from RefSeq and is a predicted model, not a curated record. NCBI's taxonomy places the organism in Eukaryota, Metazoa, Arthropoda, Arachnida, Araneae, Eresidae.